Molecule: messenger RNA, 5242 nt
Organism: Syngnathus acus (greater pipefish)
Lineage: Eukaryota; Metazoa; Chordata; Actinopteri; Syngnathiformes; Syngnathidae
Product: macrophage mannose receptor 1-like
Exons: 40
Coding region: 1-4680 (1559 amino acids)
Molecular function (GO): signaling receptor activity; carbohydrate binding
Source: RefSeq, a predicted model, not a curated record
AUGCGGCGGGAAGAUGACCACAUCGAAUGCAACGCGCUAAAGUUCUGUCCAAAAUCUCAUCCGCAGGACUACGGCAAAACUUACUACUACUCCGGUGGUGUCUGUUCUACUUUGGAUUCCGUCGAAGACCUGAACAGAAACAGGAAUUGCUACAGGACAUUCCCACCGGUCUGCAAAACAGCCAAGCGCGAGGGGCCUCCACAGCUGCCACCAUUAGUCGGCCAACCGCACUGGACUCAGAAAUGCGGCUGGUGGCUGGACGACCCCACCAACGACUUCUGCUACCUGAUGAUCCGCCAGCCCAUCAAGACCUGGCAGGAGGCGCAAGACGACUGCCAACGCCUCCACGGGAACCUGCUCAGCAUCACCAACUAUGAUGAGCAGCGCUUUGUACAUGGUUAUGUCAGGUUUCUGCCCUCUCUGUGGUUGGGCGCCAAUGUCUCCACCACGGAAGAUGACGCCCAAUGGACUGACGGAUCCCCGUUCACUUACAUCCACUCGAGUGCAGGUGACGCCGAAGGGGGGAAGUGUCUUUCCUUAUUCACUGACAGCGGCGACUGGAAGCACGACACGUGCGACAAGAAGAGAAGCUACGUCUGCAAGAAGAUGAAAAAAGGAGUGGCAGAACUUUCGCUGUCUUCUGACGCCAGCAGGUGUGCUCCCGGAUGGCUCGAGCACGGCACCAACUGCUACAAGAAGGUGGAGGAGCCCAACGGUUGGCUGGGGGCCUGGCACCACUGCGUCUGGGAGGGCGGCAACCUGCUCUCCAUCACCACCUCGGCCGAGGAGGACUUUGUGAAGCGCACCAUGGGCGAGGACACCCGCUUCUGGCUGGGACUCUCCAACCAGAAAUGCGACAACGUCUGGUGUCGCUUUGAAGGCGGGAGCCAGAAGCUGACCUGGUCCGAUGGCCAGACAACGACAUACACCAACUGGGCCUCAAAUCAACUCGAAAGCGCCAACGUUGCGUCCUGCGCCUACGUCAACCAAGGGGGAAGGGGUGAGCCCGGCAAGUGGAGGUCUGGCUCCUGUGAUUCCUCGUUGGCCUACAUGUGCAAACGGCCGCUGAGCUGCCCGGAGGGACGGACGUGUUCCCCCAAAAGUGGUCUUGCUGUCGUGAAGACUUCCACCUGCGACAAUGGCAACCUACUGUAUGGCGAUCAUUGUUACUUUUACUCGAAGCUGUACAAAGAUUGGGAGGAUGCCGAGAAGUUCUGUGUUGCCCAGAGUGGCCACCUGGCUAGCGUCCACUCAUGGCAAGAAGCUCAAUUCGUGUUUGAUCACUCGCAAAGCGUUUGGUAUUCUUGGCUGGGACUGAAGAAGAAAAGCAACAACUAUGAGUAUAGUGACGGAACAGCUUUUGACUAUGCCGAGUGGCAGAAUGACACCACGGGGGCCUGCACAUUCCCAAAUUCUGUUGGGAAGAUCGACGGCAGCCCCUGCACAACAAAGCGGCCAUUUGUCUGCAAAACAGCCAAACGAGGAGGGCCUCAACAGCUGCCACCAUUAGUCAGCCAACAAGGUAGGUGUCUCACACUGCCGCCGUCUUCUACGCUGUGUGAUGCUGUUUUGCCCUCCUGCGCCGUCUGUCUCGCAGGCUGGACUGACAAAUGCGGCUGGUGGCCGGACGACCCCACCAACGACUUCUGCUACCUGAUGAUCCGGCAACCCACCAAGACCUGGCAGGACGCGCAAGACGACUGCCAACGCCUCCACGGGAACCUGCUCAGCAUCACCGACAACCAUGAGCAGACCUUUGUACAUGGUUAUGUCAGGUUUCUGCCCUCUCUGUGGUUGGGCGCCAAUGUCUCCACCACAGAAGAUGACGCCCAAUGGACUGACGGAUCCCCGUUCACUUACAUCCACUCGAGUGCAGGUGACGCCAAAGGGGGGAAGUGUCUUUUCUUGUUCACUGACAGCGGCGACUGGAAGCACGACACGUGCGACAAGAAGAGAAGCUACGUCUGCAAGAAGAUGAAAAAAGGAGUGGCAGAACUUUCGCUGUCUUCUGACGCCAGCAGGUGUGCUCCCGGGUGGCUCGAGCAAGGCACCAACUGCUACAAGAAGGUGGAGGAGCCCAACGGUUGGCUGGGCGCCUGGCACCACUGUGUCUGGGAGGGCGGCGACCUGCUCUCCAUCACCACCUCGGCCGAGGAGGACUUUGUGAAGCGCACCAUGGGCAAGGACACCCGCUUCUGGCUGGGACUCUCCAACCAGAAAUGCGACAACGUCUGGUGUCGCUUUGAAGGCGGGAGCCAGAAGCUGACCUGGUCCGAUGGCCAGACAACAACACACCGCAACUGGGCCUCAAAUCAACUCGAAAGCGCCAACGUUGCGUCCUGCGCCUACGUCAACCAAGGGGGAAGGGGUGAGUCCGGCAAGUGGAGGUCUGGCUCCUGUGAUUCCUCGUUGGCCUACAUGUGCAAACGGCCGCUGAGCUGCCCGAAGGGACGGACGUGUUCCCCCAAAAGUGGUCUUGCUGUCGUGAAGACUUCCACCUGCGACAAUGGCAACCUACUGUAUGGCGAUCAUUGCUACUUUUACUCGAAGCUGUACAAAGAUUGGGAGGAUGCCGAGAAGUUCUGUGUUGCCCAGAGUGGCCACCUGGCUAGCGUCCACUCAUUGCAAGAGGCUCAAUUCGUGUUUGAUCACUCGCAAAGCGUUUGGUAUUCUUGGCUGGGACUGAAGAAGAAAAACAACAACUAUGAGUAUAGUGACGGAGCAGCUUUUGACUAUGCCGAGUGGCAAAAUGACACCACGGGGGACUGCGCAUUCCCAAAUUCUGUUGGGGAGAUCGGCGGCAGCCCCUGCACAACAAAGCGGCCGUUUGUCUGCAAAACAGGCUGGACUGACAAAUGCGGCUGGUGGCUGGACGACCCCACCAACGACUUCUGCUACCUGAUGAUCCGCCAGCCCACCAAGACCUGGCAGGAGGCGCAAGCCGACUGCAAAGGCCACCAAGGGAACCUGCUCAGCAUCGCCGACUCGGACGAGCAGGGCUUCGUACGCGGUAUCGCCAAGCUUCUGGGGAUGAAUGAUGACGCCUCACUGUGGUUGGGCGCCGACGCCUCCAUCAAGCGUGACGGCGACAAGUGGACCGACGGAUCCCCUUUCUCUUACCUCCACUCGAGUGCAGGUGUCGCUGAAGGGGGGAAAUGCCUUUCCUUGCUCACUGGCAGCGGCGACUGGAAGCGCGACAAGUGCGACGAGAAGAGAGGCUACGUCUGCAAGAAAAGAGGAAAGACACAUCAGCUGCCGCCACAUGACGGCUACAAGGAGGAACUUGUCUGCCAAGACGAUUGGAAAUCCCUCGAAUGUCCCGAUGAAAGAGUCAUCCGCAUACGGUCGGCUUUCCAUGGACGGAAGCAUAGCGACGUCUGUCCGAGUGGCGGCGGAUCACGCGAUGACUGCAGGGUGGAAGGGGCUCUCCGGUACUUUAGAGGAUUGUGUGACAACUAUCAGAUUUGCUCCAUUGACCUUACGGAUACGGACUCCUGCCCUGGUGUCUCCAAAUACCUCCACGUCGUCUACAGCUGCGAGAAGAAAGUGUGUCUUGAUAGUCUGGGCAUCGCUGACGGGAGAAUCCCAGACUCUUCUUUUUCAGCCUCUUCCUCUGCGAUCAAUGCCGAACCUCACAAAGCGCGUCUGGGGGGCAGUGGUUGCUGGAGCCCCUCCGAAAUGUUCGGCAGCUGGAUCCAGGUGAACCUCGGUCAAAACUUCAAGGUGACAGGCAUUGAGACCCAGAAAUGUGCAUACCAAUUGCAAAGUUCCAGCGUAUUUAAGAUGCUGUUCAGUACUGACGGAGUGACUUGGCAUCGCCACCCAGUACAGCCUGCCUUGGGGACGUAUAUUCUAACCAGGCCCGUGUUCGCCAAGUACGUCCGCCUCCUGCCAAGGUUUUUGGGCCUACGCUUUGACGUCUUAGGGUGCACUGACGACACCGCUCGCAACAUCUUAUGCAACAGCACAGCCACCUACCUCGGCCUCAACGGUUCAAUGACGGUCCAGUGCCCACUGGGCUGCGCCCAAGCUGACUACGCGGUCUUCGGAACACGGAUCUACGACCAAGACUCAAACAUCUGUGCGGCUGCUAUUCACUCGGGCAUCAUUGAGAUUGGAGGAAAUGUGACUUUGCUGAAGAGACUGCCACAGAAAGCCUACAACGGCUCCACCUGUAACGGAAUCAUCUCGAAAGUAUAUGUUGACAAAUUGGCUACGUUUCCGUCCUUCACUUUUGCUGACAUGGAGCCGAGAUGCUCGGGACCUGACUGGGAGGAGUUUGCGGACUUCUGCUACAAACAUUUUGACACUAAGAAGUCGUGGUACGGCGCUCGACACUCCUGCUGGGGUCUCGAUGCCAAUCUGGUGUCCAUUCGCUCUGAGGCUGAGCGGGAUUGGCUGCAGGACCUCAUGAGGCUUGCCCCUGGAGACACGUGGACCGGACUGAACGACCUGGUCAAUCGCGGCAGAUUCGUGUGGUCGGACCGCCAGAAGGUGACGACCUUCACCAACUGGGCUCCUCCGGGAAAACCUACCGGCGUGAUGGAGAAUUGCGUGGCCACCUUGAGCCAGUCUGGCAAAUGGAAGAAGAUGUCCUGCAUGGAAUUUAACGGCUACGUGUGUAAGAUGCCCACAGCGCGUUAUCCGCUGGAUUUGGGAAGUGCCAAUGCAAGUUGCUAGUAUUCAUAUGAAUGCAAUUGACCUUGCAUGAUCAUUCUGCUUGGUUUACCAUGCAUUUUGAUUGACUGAUUUACCAUGCAUUAUUAUGAUUGAUUUACCAUGCAUGAGUAUUUUUGUUAGAUUUACCAUGUGUUAUUAUUCUGUUUAAGUUACCAUGCAUUCUUCUUCUUCCUCUUGACUUAACAUGUGAUAUUGUGAUUUACCAUAUUAUUUUGUUCAAUUUACCAUGCAUUAUUAUGAUUGAUUAACCAUGCAUGAGUCUUUCUGUUAGAUUUACCAUGUGUUAUCAUUCUGUUUGUUACCAUGCAUUCUUCUUAUUGACUUAACAUGUGAUAUUAUGAUUUACCAUGCAUUAUUAUUUUGUUCAAUUUACCAUGCAUUAUUAUGAUUGAUUAAUCAUGCAUUACUCUUUUUGUUAGAUUUACCAAGUUAUUAUUUUGUUUAAGUUACCAUGCAUUCUUCUUCUUUUUCUUGACUUAACAUGUGAUAUUGUGAUUUACCAUAUUAUUUUGUUCAAUUUACCAUGCAUUAUUAUGAUUGAUGAACCAUGCAGUAGUCUUUG